Cladophialophora yegresii CBS 114405 is the source of this 756-nucleotide messenger RNA. RefSeq lists its product as uncharacterized. The coding region runs from base 1 to 756 and encodes 251 amino acids. The transcript is spliced from 2 exons. NCBI's taxonomy places the organism in Eukaryota, Fungi, Ascomycota, Eurotiomycetes, Chaetothyriales, Herpotrichiellaceae. The record is from RefSeq and is a predicted model, not a curated record.
AUGCUCGGGAAAUACCGGUGCCCCCAGAAACUUUAUAACACUCUGCUUGGUGGCUCGCGAUGGCGGCAAACCGGCGCCGAGUCUUCGUCGACUUCGAUUCAACCCCUCGAACAUGACCCUUUCGAAGUCGAAUCCGACGGGUUUGAAGUAAGCGAUGUAUUCACAGAACCAGACGAUCAUGGCAUGGUGCUGUAUUACGACCACAAACGAUUUGUCCUUCUCACAAGGACGCCAGGGAGCCGAGAAGACGGCGAUAUUGUGUCCCACUUCUUCCUGAGAGUCGAGAAGGCCGAGAAAGAUCCUGAUGAAAUGGUGUUCGAUCGAUGCCUGGAGGAUUUCUUAGAACUUGUCAUCUCGAUCUGCAAACAUACUAUGCAAGCGUCGCUUGAGGACUUUCUGCACCCAACGACCUUCUACCUCCAAUAUCACAUUGCGAACGGAAAGCUGGACACCGUCGAAAUGGACGACGUUUCCAGGGCCGCCAUCAUGACCGACUGUGUACCCUCGGCGGUGGACUUCGAGCCCGAAACCGUCCCGAUCCUCACUCCAUCAUUUGAAAUAGAGUUUGUCAAAAAUCUACACAUGAGGAAAGUUGUCCAGGUCUCCAAGAAUGGCGAGGUUUCCGUCUUCAAAGUAGCGACUGGCGAUAAGAAAGACCAGCUCAAACGUGAAAUACACAUCCUCCUGCAAAUAUCCGAGACCUGGGAGUUAGAUCACCCCUGUCGCCCCUGUGUCCCACGUUUUUUGGUCUCGUGA